CGGGCCACCUCCACACCCGACGUCAAGGCCCCUUGGGAAGUGAGCAUUAGAUUCAGGUGCCUGGCAGAAUGAUUGCCGUACAACAUGGCCGCGCCAACGUCGUUUCCUUAUGUUGGGAGCGGCCAUCUUGGACCUUGCGCCGCCGUUUUGGAUCGUGCGCCGCUGGGAGAGUGAGGUGGCCAUUCCGACUGACGAAGCCGAAAAGGUGUGGAUUCAAUGGCUUCUUUCUCUUCAAGAUUUUUCUUCUCCGGCUCUUCCAUCUCCUCAGCUGCUGCCAGCACCGUCGCGCCUGCUCAGGAGCAUUUCAGCGCUCUAGCCCCCAGCCUUCCGACCUGACUGGGGAGCGAAACCCACCAGAGAGCUGGCCUGAGCGGAGGCCGGCCGCGCCGUCUCGUCGCCUCUGGAUGUGCUUCGCGAGGAGAGACGGCGGCGAGCGGGUCUCUAUCAACUGUCCUUGUUUAUGGAUCCUGUUUUCCUGCUUCUCUGCACAUCUGGGAACAGGAGGGGAAGAGAGCAAGAAUCAAGAGGUAAGCAAAGAAGUAAGAAAAUUACAGGACAUGAAAAAUGGUAUGGAGGAAGUGAUGGAGUAGCAGUAAGUCAAUCUUAAAGUAGUCAUCCACAAGGGAAAACAGAGGAUAAGAAUGAGCAAUGUUAUGCAAAUAACUAGAUGGAGACUAUUGCAAGAAGAGGGAACAGCAAAUGCAAAACCCAGAAAACUGAUCAAGAAACAUAAGGGAGGUUGGCAUAACUGAACUCUCCUGAGUUUGAGUGAAAUAGAAACAGCUAAGUUUGGAAAGGUAGGUAGAAUCAAGAGCAUAAAGAUCUUUUAGACUUUCUUAAAGACUGGAUUUUCUGCUAAGAACAAUGGCAGUAAGCAACCAAAAAUUUGGGGGGCAGAAAUACAACAUGUUUGAAUUGAUAUUUUCAAAUGGUCACAUGACUCAUACAGAGAAUGAAUUGGAGAAAUAAACUGUUGAGGCAAUGGAAGAGUUUAGGCAAGAGAUAACAAUAACUUCAGCAUGAAUGACUGACUACCAUGGAGACGGAAAAAUGUACAAACACAAAGUACGUAGUAUGGAAGAGGAAAAGGCAGGUAUAGAAGAGAGAAGAUAAGCCCUACCAUCAGAAAGAAUGCUGAAGGCAUAAAAGGGAAGAAUCAAGGAUAGUUCUUCAAUAUGCGGCUUAAGCAUGUAUGUAGGAGCUCAUGCCAUUUAAUAAGAUGUGGAAGAAUAAGGACGUGGGUUCAGCAUUUGUGGUGAAUCAAGUGCUCCAUUUUGAGGUAUACAACGGGUGUGAAAUGAUAAAUACAUAUUCAAGAGAGAAUAGGAGGUAUCCAGUUAUGUCUGUGAGUAUGGAGAAAGUCCUAGACUUAAGGUAACAAUUUUAAGUCAUGAGUAUAUAAAUGAUUGAGUAGAGAAAGAGGAGGGCCCAGGACAAAGGGAUUCUAAGUUUUAGAGUUUGGGGACAGGGAUAUGCAGAGAACAUGAAAAGCCCAUCCAAAGACAUCACACCAUAUCUACACUGAUCAAACAAGGGAGCAACAUGGAUUUUAGUAACAAAGGGUUAGAACUGGGAAAUCAGAAUGUAGGAUUCAUAGCAUCUGAUUCCAAGAUUACCAAGUAAAAAUUCAAUAAUCACCCACUAAAUUUUUCUCCUCUCAUUCCAACUACACACCAAAAUUAAGCUCUCCUAAAACACCAAUCACCUAUUUAAUACUGUAGUUAAUACUCUCCUUUCUAUGUAGGUGUGAUAAAACCUCACAUGAUCCAGUAUAUCCAAGAGAAUUUUUAAAAUUCAUCCCUGGGCCAUCUACCCAUAUGCCAUGUACUGAUUGGGAGAAAUAUCCCCUUCUUUGGUCAUAGUGUAACUGUACUGAGAGCUGCCCCAUCAGGCUUUCGGCAGUGAUGGAAAUGUUCUACACUGGGUUUUCCAACGUGGUGGCCACUAACCAUGUACGUCUGCUGAGCACUUGAACAUGGCUAGAAGGACUGCAGAAAUAAAUUUGUAAUUUUCCUUAAUGUUAAUUACAUUUAAAUUUAAGUAGCCCCCAUGUGGCCAGUGGCCAACACACAGGUAUAGCCCAUAUCCUAUAACUGCCAUUAUAAUGUAUUUAAUAAACUCAUCUCCAAAUGUUCUACUUUCCACUAAUGCCAGAGUUUUCCUUAAACUCUGUUCCUACAUCAUCUCUGGCACCCAUCUGAGAAGAGAUUCUGAAAAAUCAUUCCCUAUCCAGGACUAAAACAUUCAUCUGCCUUAUCUUCCAUUUAUUCUAGAACUCCAAGGUAUAUUUUCCUAUCAUUAUAAUGUUACCACACAGCUAUCAAGCAAAACUCUCCAGAACUAGCCAAGAAAGACAAGACAAAACCAAAUCCACACUUUCUGAGCCAACGGUUAACGUAAGAUCCAAUGUAAUCAGCCAUUUUCUUAGACAGUUUCCUACAGGCCGAUCUAUUAACAGUCUCCCACUUUGCUUUCCUCAUUUCCAUCUUCAGAAUCUUCUUUUUAUAUUAUUGUUGACCAACAAGGCCUUCUAUCAUUUUUAUUUAAAACUCAGCUCUCUUGGAAUUCCCUUGGUGGCUCAGUGGGUUAAGGAUCUAGUGUUGUCACUGCAGCGGCUUGGGUUACUGGUGUGGCACAGGUUUGAUCCCUGGCCUGGGAACUUCCACAUGCUGAUAGCACAGCCAAAAACAAAACAAAACAAAACAAACAAACAAAAACACCCCAGCUCUCUUUCUUGCAGAAAUUACUUUAUUAUGCUCUCAAAAAAAAAAAAAAUUUAAAAACCCUACAACUUUAUCCUCUCUGUAACACUUUAUCAAAGCUCAGUUUUCUCUGAUUUUGUAAAGGUCUUUGUCUCUACCUCAUAACCAAAUGUUAAAAAUUUCAGAAUAUUAUGCACCUAUGUCAACCCUUCCCAACAGAGACUUGUACCCUUGGAAGGUGUUUCCAUAUUACAUUACAUCUGAAUCUCACUUGGGGCAUAUGAGAGUGGUGGUCCUUCAACUGCAGGGGUCAAAGCAGCAUAGCCUGGCAAGCCUUUCAAAAACUUCAUGGGCCCGAGGUCACUCCCCACACGUGGCAAAUCAGAAGCUGAAUCUCAAGAGACAAAGCCUAGAGUUGGAAAAGGCUCCCACAUAGUUUACACAUGUCCCUGAUGAAAAAACAAAAUUGAAACCCUAAUGAGGAGUUCCCGUUAUGGCUCAGUGGUUAACAAACCUGAUUAGCAUUCAUGAGGAUGUGGGUUUGAUCCCUGGCCUCACUCAGUGGGUUAAGAAUCUGGGGUUGCUGUGAGAUGUGGUGUAGGUUGAAGACAUGGCUCGGAUCUGGUGUUGCUGUGGCUGUGGUGUAUACAGGCUGGUGGCUACAGCUCUGAUUGGACCCCUGGCCUGGGAACCUCCAUAUGCUGCAAGUGCCGCCCUAAAAAGCCAAAAAAAAAAAAAAAAAAAAAAGAAUAAGAUUCAGAUCCUUUUCUCUUUAUGGAGAAAGCCUCAUACCAACCAGGAAAACAAUAAAAUAUAUGGUCAUGACUGAGUUAAUGCAUGUAGAUACAAAAGAGAUAGGAAGUCAGGAAACAGGGAGUUCUGAGUGUGCCCUGGAAUUUCUUGGACAGGAAGGGAAAGUGUAAAAAAGUGAAAGAAGACAGUAUCUGAAUGUAAAAAAAUGCAACGCAAUCAAAUGCCCAGAUGCCCUCAGGUUGUUAGACACCAUCUGUUGCAUUCAGUAAAACAGAUCACUUCCUCCUUGGAAUGAUUCUGUCACUUAUUUCUGGGACAUCUUCUGACCCUUUUCCUACCAUAACCCUGAUACUUCUUUUUAUAUUUGGCAGGGUUCUUAUCUUCUCAACCUCAAAAAAUAAAUGUGCAGAGUUCCCUUGUGGUGCAGUAGGUUAAGAACCUGGCGUUGUCACUGCAGUGGCUCGGGAUCGCUGCUGCGGCUUGGGAUCAGUCCCUGGCCCAGGAACUUUCACAUGCCACAGGUGUGGUGAGAGAAAAACAAAAACAGAAUCUGAAAGGUGGGGACACAGAGGGUGACUCAGUAUAUGGGGUGCCCUGCGAGACGAGGUGUGUGUGGUUUUCAGAUGAACGAAGGUGAGCUGGGCUGCCAGGGAGGGCUACUGGCCUUUCAAAGGGGGCAGGGACAUUCCAGAGGUAAGGAGAGCGUGAAGUGCAAAGCGCACUGUGUAUCUAGUGAGGGCAUCUCACAGCAGGUAAGGUGGAGAACAGGAAGUGAGACCCCUGCAGAAGGAGACAUGGGGAAGGCGUGACUGAACACGCGGGAGGAAUGGAACCGGGUUAAGACAUCAAGGUCCUGGAUGAGACCAACUGCAAUCAGAGCCAGAAAAUUCAAAAAAGAAAGACAUCUAAUGGCAGGCAAAGAAGAACAGCCCUAAUGAAGAGCACCAAGAAAGGUGUUCGGUUGCUGGUCACCAACUGGUAUAAGGAAAGUUCUCGAGACAACGUUUCAAAAGUGUCAACCUUUCACUGACCAGCUGGAAUUUUUAGGUCAUUUCUCCCCAUUUUCUUGGUUUUCACUC
Sus scrofa (pig) is the source of this 4534-nucleotide messenger RNA. NCBI's taxonomy places the organism in Eukaryota, Metazoa, Chordata, Mammalia, Artiodactyla, Suidae. The record is from RefSeq and is a predicted model, not a curated record.